AUGGAUAUCGAUGCCACCGGCAGAGAAACUGUCGUGGUACAAGGACUGAAAGACCAAUGCACAAAAUUCGAAACCCUCCUACAGCAAGCAGAGACUCGGUACAUCCGGCAGGGGCUCCAGUUUCACUGCAUGACCCCAUCGAGCGACUGGCCUCUGGGCCAGGUGCGCCAAGUUAGAGCAGUAUUUACUGUGACGGAUGACUACAGCCUUGAAGCUGCAUCCGGCAACAAAUUUGUCACGAGGCUUGAACAUCUCCAUCGGCAGCUGGGAAUAGCGAAAGGUUACCUUGAAGCUGAAAAUCUCCAGAACUUGCAAGAUCUGCUCGACAAAGCUGCUGCAGAGUUCACCGCAUUCAACACUGACUUGAGCAACAUCGAUUCUAUCGCAAAGGAACUGGCUGCUCUAUCUGGCCUUCGUGACCUGUCUGUGGAUAACAAGGCUAAGCCUGAGAACGAGCCCCAUGAAUUAGUUUUCGUGCCAACAAAGCCCUCUGGUCGUGGGUGA
Zasmidium cellare ATCC 36951 is the source of this 504-nucleotide messenger RNA. RefSeq lists its product as uncharacterized. NCBI's taxonomy places the organism in Eukaryota, Fungi, Ascomycota, Dothideomycetes, Mycosphaerellales, Mycosphaerellaceae. The record is from RefSeq and is a predicted model, not a curated record. The transcript has a single exon. The coding region runs from base 1 to 504 and encodes 167 amino acids.